GACCUGGAGGAAUAGAAUGGCAAAGGAUGUCUGCUGAAGUAGAAAGCGAAGCGUCUGCUGAAACCCCAGCAGAUACCCCAGGUGCAAAUAACAUAACUACACCAGAGGUGGAUGUGAGGGAGGAGCAACGUCCUGAGAAGCAGUCGUUGAGUGCCUCUAUGUGUCGGGAGUCUCACUGGAAAUGUCUCCUUCUCUCCAUCCUUAUGCUGGUUUGCCUUUCUGCCGUCACCUGGUGCCAGGUUACAAGUGUUACCAAGCUCAGUUUCGACAGCUCACUGAAGGGGAGAUCCAUGAUCUAUCACGGUAGUCCUUGCUCCGAUGGCUACGUCUAUAUCCCCUUGGCCUUCCUAGCAAUGCUGUACGUGGUCUACCUGGUGGAGUGCUGGCACUGUCACUCCAAAAGUGAACUACAGAACAAAGCUGACAUAAAUAGCGUCUACGACCAGAUACAACGCAUGCGCCAAGCUACACCUUGCAUCUGGUGGAAGGCCAUUAGUUACCACUUUGUUAGACGCACCAGACAAGUCACUCGCUACCGUCAUGGUGAUGCCUAUACAACUACUCAGGUCUAUCAUGAGCGGGUUAACACUCAUGUGGCUGAAGCAGAGUUCGAAUACUCUCACUGUGGCAUUAAAGACAUUUCCAAAGAGCUGUUGGACCUGGAUCGCCAUCCGGCCACCAAAUUAAAGUUCACCAAGUGCUUCAGCUUUGCCAACCUGGAGUCAGAAAACUCAUAUCUCACGCAACGUGCCAGGUUCUUCACCGAGAUUGAAGGCCUAGAUGACUAUAUGGAAGCAAGAGAAGGAAUGCAAUUAAAAAAUGUAGAUUUCAAAGAGUUGGUAAUUGCUUAUGUCAACCUUGAACGACUGCCAUGGUAUGUUUCACACUAUGCUUUCUGGGCAGCUGCCUUGCUAAUGUUGUCUUGGCCACUAAGGGUUUUUAUUGAAUACAGAACUGCCCAUGUUCAUUAUCAUGUUGAGAAACUUCUAGGGAUGGAUUACACGCCUCAAGCUGUGGCAGAAGAACCCAUAUACAGAUUCAGAAUGCCACGUGUCAGCACCCUGGACAGUACAGAACUGGAAUGGCAUAUUUGUACCAACCGCCAACUGAUCCCUAGCUAUUCUGAGGCGGUGCUGAUGGACCUAACAGACGCAUCACUAUGCAAUGGCUACUCUGCAUGUGGCUACAGUGGAGUCUUGCGUGGGUGUGAAGGCUGCAACAGGGCAUCCAGCAGUUCAUCAAUCUUCUCACGCCAUGCUAUGCACAGCUGCAGUGGAGGGCGAUCUCACCUCUCUCUCAGCACCAGCCGCUUCUCCCUAUGCCAGCUACAUGGCUCUCACAGGACAGGCCUUUGGAGGAGCCGCAGCAGCAGCUUGGCAGAGCGUGUUUGUCAAGAUGACCGAUGCUGCUCUUAUUCUAGCCAACUGGCAAUUAAUGAAAACCCACCCACUUACCACGAUGCCCGUUUCUUCCCUGUGCUUAUAGUACAUCGCCAGGAAGGAUGCAGAACCAGAAACUUCUGUAUACACCGCUCUUCCUGCAUGGAAACUUCCUUGUGA
Messenger RNA from Bufo gargarizans (Asiatic toad), 1559 nucleotides. It is a transcript of the gene TMEM151B, whose product is annotated as transmembrane protein 151B. The transcript is spliced from 2 exons. Bases 27 to 1559 code for a protein of 510 amino acids. Lineage: Eukaryota; Metazoa; Chordata; Amphibia; Anura; Bufonidae. The record is from RefSeq and is a predicted model, not a curated record.